Quercus robur (English oak) is the source of this 297-nucleotide messenger RNA. RefSeq names its product stress-induced protein KIN2-like. The coding region runs from base 47 to 247 and encodes 66 amino acids. Lineage: Eukaryota; Viridiplantae; Streptophyta; Magnoliopsida; Fagales; Fagaceae. The transcript is spliced from 3 exons. The record is from RefSeq and is a predicted model, not a curated record.
GCCUGAAUUACAUUGUGAGUAUUUGUGUUCCAAGCAGAAACUGAAGAUGGACAAAUCCCAGAAUGCAAGUUACCAAGCUGGCGAGGCCAAGGGCCAAGCUCAGGAAAAGGCGGGCAACAUGGCGGACAAGGCGAGCAAUGCUGCUCAAUCUGCCAAGGAAUCAUGCCAAGAGGCUGGCCAGCAGAUGAAGGAUAAGGCACAAGGGGCUUGUGAUACAGUUAAGGAUAAAGUUGGAGCAAACAAAUGAAAAUCAUAUUGGACCUCAUCGUUCGAGCAAGCCCUCCCAAAUAAAUUUUG